This is a messenger RNA of Monodelphis domestica (gray short-tailed opossum), 1063 nucleotides long. RefSeq names its product chromosome 6 C16orf90 homolog (gene C6H16orf90). NCBI's taxonomy places the organism in Eukaryota, Metazoa, Chordata, Mammalia, Didelphimorphia, Didelphidae. The record is from RefSeq and is a predicted model, not a curated record.
GCUGUACAGCAGGGUUGCCAUGCAGCCCCAGACUUUAGGCCAGGAUAUUUUGAGAGGACCCAAGGUGUUGGAGCCCUGGCAGCUUCUCCAGCUAGCCACACUGGACCUCAAUGGAGGCUUUGGUCUGUGCUUUCUCUGAGCUGCGAAUAAGAGAAGAUGCAGUGAGCCUGACUUUGGGCUGCCCAGGCAGCGCCGACACCCCCCCCAACAUCUACGAGGGGGGUCUGGGGGCCCGGAGGCAGCAGUGCCCCAGCCCACCAGGCAGCAAGCCCAAGAACUUCCGCCUUCGUCACCUUCGGAGCCUGGCACUCUAUCUGCCCAGCAGCAUGCAACCUGCCGGCCAGUGCGAGAGCCACUGGCUGGGGAGGCUAAUGGCAGGGGGCUGCCUCCCACGGGUGGGGCCCUUGCCCAAGGGCGGGGCAUGGGCCCUCGAACUUCCUGGCCCUUUGAGCUCCACCAAUCACCCCCUGGAUUCACCAGGUCCCCAACCACCCAGGGAGAACCUAGGGAGUACAGCUUCCAGCUCCAGCACCGACCCAACCAAGGGUGCCCUCUCCCAGCCCCGGCCACCCGAGGGCUCAGGCUCCAGGCCCAAGAGGUCUUGGGGAGCCUUAGAGGAGUCAACAUGUCCUAUGUGCAAGAGGACCCGGCCCGGGGCCCAGGAGAGGCCAUAGGGCGGUCCCAAGCAGCAGGGCUGGUUCCCCCAGCUCUGGGGGCAGGUGGAGGGAAUGGCCUGAGGCUACAGGUCCCUGGGAGAACAGCCUCCCUCCAGACUCUCCAAGUUACCCCUGGCAAGCAACCCUCCAGGAUGCCAAGACAGCUGAGGAAGUUCCCUCGGAGGGGAAUCCGACUGGGGUCUCAGGGAAGUGAGAGGAGAGGGAAGAGGUUCCCGCCUGAGGGUCGGAGAAAGGAGAAGCAGGGUCGGUGGUCCAAGCAGCCCGGGCAUGCACUACAUACUCUAUUGCCUCGGAGAUGGUGUCAAAGGCAGAUAAUCCCAGUCGAGCAGGCCUGGGAACCAGCAGGUCCUACAUCUGAAUAAAGGGAGAGGUCUGUCCAUCCUCAA